AUGCUGGCCGCCACCAGUAAUAACCGUAGUCACAACAGUAUGAAGGGUCUGCAGCUGUUUAUUGCAGACCUGAGAGGUUCAGUCCACGCCGAAGACCGAGAAAAGCGGAUUCAAGCAGAACUAGUGAAUAUCAGGAGGCAGUUUGGAGCAAACAAUGACAAGGAACGGGGUAAGGGCAGUAGCGUUUCGCCACUUAUGGCCUCGUCCAUGAACGGGUAUCAGCGCAAGAAAUAUGUUGCAAAGCUGGCAUAUAUUUUGAUAGCUACGAACACCACGCGAAUUGCAGACGUGAUGUUUGGACUGGAAGAGUGCUGCGAACUCAUGGCUUCCUCGAUUUACUCAGAAAAAUUCAUCGCAUACAUGACCCUGGAAAUGCUGUAUUGCAGCCCUACCGUUGCCCAACAAGCUGGAGACCGGAUCAUUCAACAGCUGAAGCACGAUUUAGCAUCCACUAGCGACAAUUCUGUGUCUUUGGCGUUGAAUUUUCUAGCGGUGGUGGGCAAAUUUGAUUCACGCUUAACUGCUGAGCUCAUACACGAGGUCUUCCAAGUGCUUCGAUCGCCUACAUCAGCGCAAAUUCUCAAGAAAAAAUCAGCUCUGGCUUUUUUGGCGCUGAUACGCAAUGAUUCAAGCAUUUUGACCCAGGAUGCAAGACGCAAACAGCUAUGGAUUCAGCGGAUUACAAGCCUCUUGGACGACUCCACGAACUACAGACUCAUGAUAUCAGUGCUUCCUCUGAUAGACUAUAUCGCUCGUGAAGUCGACGGACAGGCAUGUGUCAAGCUCAUUCCACAGCUUUCCGACAUACUUUACAAUUGCAUUACGGGGAAGGGUGAGGCUUCUUAUGACCUGUCAGGUCAACAAAGCAUGCCCAAUCCUUGGUUGGUCACUAAAAUAGUCGCAAUUCUCAACUUUUUGAUAAGUUCGCCCUCAAGCUCUUCUGGCGAAACCACAUUCAGCAAUAUUGACCAAGGGACCUUAGGCAAGCUUAGAACUUCUGUUACCAAGGCAAUUGAAAUUGGUACGGAGCCGGCCCUUGAUGCUGUUGCACGCACUGUUAAAAACACGAUUUUGUUCUCGCUCAUCAACUUUGCCUCCAAGUUGGAUCCUUCAACUGAUGCAAUCGUAAGCUCGGUCAGUGCACUAUGUUCGCUUCUUGCGUCCACAGAAAUCAAUACUCGCUAUCUUACCUUGGAUUGUCUUAUCAAGUUAUGUUCUGUCAGUGGGAAAAGUGCCAGAGACGACGUGCGCGUCAAGCACAUGGACCAAUUGUUCGGUCUUUUGCUUAUCGAGAGGGAUACGUCUAUUCUACGAAAGCUAGUCGAUCUACUGUAUACAUUGGCCGACAGCAGUAACGUUCAACCAAUCGUGAAUGCUCUGCUUAAAUUUAUGACAGACGCUAGACAAAGUGACAAUUCGAUACGAACGGACGUCUCGGUCAAAAUUGCUGUAUUGACCGAAAAAUUCGCCACAGAUACCACUUGGUACGUAGUUGUCUCCCUUGAUCUAUUGGCACUUCCUACAUCCUCGCUGGGCAGCAGCGAUAUAUGGCAAAGAAUUUGCCAGAUCGUGGUAAACAACAAAAGUCUUCAAUUGCUAACUUGUAGGCGUCUUCUCGAAUAUUUGCGCCAACGUGGUAAUGUUUCUGAGGCAAUCAUCAAGGCCAGUGCCUUCAUUCUUGGUGAAUACGCAGAGUUGCUCGCACCAGAUACAUCUUGCGGAGAGAUUUUCAAUCUCUUCACUGACAAGUAUUUCUCGGUUUCCAACCUCUGUCGUGCCAUGAUUCUAACAACAAUGAUGAAGCUAUACAAGAGGGAUGGAGAAAUCGGCUCUGCAGUCAUAAAGUUCUACCAGUUAGAGUUGAAUUCGCUGGAUGUCGAGCUUCAAACCAGAUCUUAUGAAUACCUGAAGAUAAUCCAGCUGGAGAAAGUUAGCGGUGUCAGAUUGGUGGAAGCCUUGUUUGAGCCCAUGGUACCAUUCAAUAGCAAAAGGAACCCAUUAUUAAGCCGUCUGGGUGGCUCCGUAUUGAGCAGUUCAGACUCCACAAGUGACUUCUCCACUGCUAACAGCAUUUCCACCGCUCCAACUCCUCCUCCCACUCGCAAAAGCAAGACAAUUUCGCGUAAUGCAAAAUACGAAGACCAGCAGUUAGCUGCUGGUUGGCAGGAAGGGCUCAGAAGGAUGCUCAGACACAAGCAGGGCGUGUUUUGUACAUCUCCUUUUUUGAAGAUACUAUAUCGUCUUUCCGUUGCGCCGGCGCAACCAGAACUUUUAGAGGUAGUUCUGACAUAUGUCAAUAUUUCGGAUCAGCCAAUAACCUCGCUGCUAACCGAUUUAAUACCGAUCAGAACAGAUAAUGACCCGCCUUAUAUUAUGAAGGUUCUCAGCGUACCUAAUUUAAAACUGUUGGAGGGAGAGCGUACCUCGCAUAGGUUUGAAAUACUUACACGACGUGCCAGCCCAGUGGAACAAAGCCCAAUACUCAACGUGAGCUUCAAGUGCGGUGGGCAUACUAGUGAGAUAUCUUUAAAGGUUGCCGCUGGAAUAACAAAUACGAUUUCCACUGGACAAGACUCACUCAAAGGACAAGUCAGCCUCUCACAAUUUGUUCAAAGAUGGAGAGCUCUCGGUGAUGCAUUAGGCAGAAGCGGUGAGUACCAUACUAAAACAAAUUCGCUUCAAACCCUCGAACAAAUCGGCGCUUGUAUGCAGAAAAUGGGAUUUGAUGUCGUAGAUCAAGCAAUUGCAGUAGACACGGUUUUUGCAGCGGGCAUCGUCCACACUAAAAAUGAUGGUAAUUCGGGUUCUCUUCUAAAACUGAGAUGGCAAACGGAUGGGGUAGAUAUCACUUGCAAGACUACUAAAGGUGGUCAGCUUUCUGAAUUUAUCGUACAAUGUGUAUGUGCAGCACUUGCAUAA
Lachancea lanzarotensis is the source of this 2919-nucleotide messenger RNA. RefSeq names its product LALA0S09e03510g1_1 (gene APL3). The record is from RefSeq and is a predicted model, not a curated record. Gene Ontology annotation, molecular function: clathrin-cargo adaptor activity. The coding region runs from base 1 to 2919 and encodes 972 amino acids. Gene Ontology annotation, biological process: clathrin-dependent endocytosis; intracellular protein transport. NCBI's taxonomy places the organism in Eukaryota, Fungi, Ascomycota, Saccharomycetes, Saccharomycetales, Saccharomycetaceae. Gene Ontology annotation, cellular component: membrane coat; AP-2 adaptor complex. The transcript has a single exon.